Molecule: messenger RNA, 2282 nt
Organism: Polistes dominula (European paper wasp)
Lineage: Eukaryota; Metazoa; Arthropoda; Insecta; Hymenoptera; Vespidae
Gene: hook
Product: hook microtubule tethering protein
Biological process (GO): cytoplasmic microtubule organization; cytoskeleton-dependent intracellular transport
Cellular component (GO): centrosome; cytoplasm
Molecular function (GO): microtubule binding; dynein light intermediate chain binding
Source: RefSeq, a predicted model, not a curated record
AUAUGGAAUUAUUUAUUUAUACAAACAUAUAAAUAUUUAAAAGGAUAUUAAUUUGUUAAAUAAUUAUCCUGAAAGAUGGGAGAUCAGCUGAUUAUUUGUUUGAUCAAAUGGUUAGGUACAUUUGAUCUUCAGGCUGCUCAUUCAACCCCAGAAGAUAUAAGCGAUGGCGUAGCAUUGGCAGAAGUUUUGGCACAAAUAGCACCAGAAUGGUUUACAGCAGUUUGGAAGGCAAAAAUAAAGACAGAUGUUAAUUCUAAUUGGCGUCUUAAAGUAAGCAAUCUUAAAAAAAUUGUUGAAGCUGUAAUGGAAUAUUAUAUAGAAUGUUUGAAUCAACAAUUGUCCGGCUACAUAAAGCCAGAUGCCGGAAAGAUAGGAGAACAUUGCGAUAGAGAUGAAUUGUGUCGUUUGCUACAACUUAUUCUUGGAUGCGCAAUAAAUUGCAAUCAAAAACAACAAUAUAUAACUAGAAUUAUGAGUAUGGAAGAGUCGGUGCAACAAGCUAUUAUGCAAAGUAUUCAAACGUUAGAAAGUAGCAUGCACGGUCCUAGAUUAAGUUUGGGUACUAGUCUUAACUUUGAAUCAUUAGAUGUAGCUGAUGGUGCUCAACAAAGAUUAUUAUCAGAACUACAAAUCGCAGUAGAUAUGAAAGAACAAUUAGAACAAAGAUGUCACGAACUUGAUCAACAACUUUCUUUUCUUCAGGAAGAAAAAGUAGGAUUGAUUGCUGAAAAUAAGAAACUCCAAGAGAGACUAGACGAAUUUGAAAAUCCUGAAGAUACCGGUUCUAUCUUAAAAUAUUCUAGUCUUCGAAAACAAGUAGAAAAUUUGAAAGAUGAAGUAUUUAAAUUGGAGACCUCUAGAGAUGAUUAUAGAUUAAAAGUAGAAUUAUUAGAGAAAGAAGUAUUAGAAUUACAAACUAAGCAAGAAGAUUUACAAAAAGCUGCUGACGAAGCUAAUAUCCUAAAAGAUGAAGUAGAUGCAUUACGUGAAACAGCAGAUAAAAUAGCUAAGUACGAAGUUACUAUAGACUCUUAUAAAAAGAAGAUGGAAGAUUUGAGCGAUUUAAGACGACAAGUUAAAAUUCUGGAAGAAAAAAAUAUGGAAUAUUUACAAGCCAAAAUUGAUUAUGAGGAAGAGAAUAAACGAGUUACCAUGUUACGUAAUCAUCUAGAACUCUGUAAACAACAACUUGCAGAAGUUAGUCAUAAGUUAGAUGAACAAAGUAAUAAAUGUGAUAGGCUUGAAUUUGAAGGAAAAAAAAUGGAAGCAAACCUGAGCGCACUGCAAAGAGAAAGAGAUAGAUUAAUUAUAGAACGGGAUGCUUUGAAAGAAACUAAUGAGGAAUUAAAAUGUACUCAAUUACAAGCAGCAGAAAAUAUUGCUAAACCUAUGUCAGAUGAUGCAGUAGGAAAUACGGAAAUGAUUCCGCUUGAAGUUAAAGAGAAAUUAUUAUUUUUACAAUAUGAAAAUAAAAUGUUAAAAUUAAAACAAAAAGGUAACGAUGAUAAAUUACCUACGGUACAAGCAUUACUUGAACAUUCUGAAGAACAAUUAAAUAAUCUCAGAGGACAAAAUCGUGAAGCUAAUCAGAGGAUAAUUGUAUUAGAAAAUAAAUUAGAAGAAGCUAUUGGGAAUCAAUCUAGUACUUAUAAUAAAAAUGACAAUAUUACGUUACAGCAAAAAGUAACACAAUUACAGGAUGAAUUAAGAAGAGCGCAAGUUGAACGAGAACGUUUGGUAUUACAAAUUGAGGAUCGAGAUAAUGCUUCUCAAAGUCAGAAACAAAAAGUUUUUGCAUUGCAAGAAAAAUUAACGCGACGCGAAUAUGAGAAUGCAGCACUUGAAGAACGUUAUAAGAAAUACAUUGAGAAAGCAAAAAGUGUUAUUAAAAGUUUAGAUCCUAAGCAAAAUAAUUCUUCACCUUCGGAAAUAGUUGUACUACGCAAUCAAAUUAUAGAACAACGUAAAAUGAUUGAAGAUAUGGAAAGAUCUUUAAAAGAAUCUAAGAUGGUCAGAGAAAUGGAAGAGAAGCUAAUGAUAUCAGCAUUUUAUCGUUUAGGAUUAUCCUCUCAUAGAGAAGCUUUAGAUCAACAUCUUAUGGCACUUAACACGGGACAAGGGCAAUCUUUUCUUGCCAGGCAAAGACAACCUCCAGCAAGACGCUAUCCGCAAUUUAAUUCUAAGUGAAAUACGACGAGAUAUAUCUUAUUGACAAGUUUUUACUAUAACAUUAGAUUUAAUAUAUAUAUAAUUUUAUUUAAUAUGAUUCAUACAUUAUACUA